CAUAUUUUAUGUACACCAUGACAUAAAGUUCUACCUUUUAAACUUCCGUAUUCAUUAAAAGGUGCUAUAUUCAUUGCAUGUACAGAAAAGGCUCGAGAGAAAAGAUUCUGUAUGGCCUCCAUAACACAUCAACUUUGUGAUAUUUGCAAGAGUUUAUCAAAAGCGACUCCUGCGUCGAAAUGGUGCAAUGACUGUGAGGAAGCAUUAUGUUUAAACUGCAAUAUACACCAUGCCGUUGCCAAAGCAACGAAAAUGCACAUAGUAGCUGAUAUUGAGGUACCAAAAUUUGUUUUCAAUCUUGACCAGAAAUUGAAAUGUAGCAUUCAUCAAACUCCGUAUGAACUUUUCUGUGGCACCCACGAAUCUCCGUGUUGCAUUUCAUGUCUGAAAACAAACCAUGAAACAUGUACUGGAUUUGAAUCAAUUGACGAACGUAUCAAAAGGGAAAUUCCAGCCAUUGAAAAUUUGUUGGAUGAUAUGAUUGAACGGCUAAAGUCUAUUCAAACGUUUUAUGAAAAACUUUACACGGAAAAAGAAAUGAAUAUGAAUGAAAUAAAAGAAAGUCAUCAAAUCUAUGUGAAAGAUAUUAAAAAAGUAAUGAAUGAAGUAAAUAAAGUAAUGGAAAAGCUUGAAAACGAUCUUCUGAAAAAACUUGAAGUAAUUACUAGCAAACACGAAACAUCGAUUAAACAAUUAUGUCUUGAGAUUAAAACAAACAAGGAUAAAACGGCAGAAUUAUUGCAGGGAGUUUUGACUCUUAAAAAUCAGGGGUAUAAUACACAUGCCUUUAUUGGAAAAAAUGAAAUUCAGGAAAAAGUAAGUAAUGAAGUAACCAAUGUAGAAGACUUCAUUAAAAAGAAGAAUUUAGACUGUCAUGAAAUUAUAUUUACAGUUAAUACUAAGGUACAGGAGUUAAUAUCAAAUCUUCAGGUAUUUGGUGAAAUAAAAAAUAGUGCUUUCUCUAGUUCAGUAACUUGUCUAAUAAAAAAACAAGCACAAACGCCAGUAUUUAACAAGCAGAAGUUGAUAUUGACAAAAGUACUAGCAGUUCCGUACGAAAAGUCACAAAACGUUGAAGGAUGUGCCAUAUUGCCAAAUGGUAAAUUUGUUUGUUUGUAUAUUCCUCAUUAUGCAUCUACUGACAAAGAACAAAACGACGGUGAACUGGUUCUAUUUAACAACAAUGGUUCAAUUAACUGUUCAAUCAAAGUAUCCUCUUGGUGCUUUGAUGUUGCAUGCAUAACCGACACGAGAGUAGCAGUGACAACAACUAAACAUCCAAACAUAAUCAUCGUGUCCUUAGAGUACAAAAGGGUCCACAAAACAAUACCUACUGAAAAUAUAUGCUACGGCAUUACAUACUUCAACCAUAGAUUAUACAGUUAUGGUAACAAUGAAGUUCAGAUUCGGAGUUUAUAUAAAGACGAAGUGAAAAGGGUGAAUAUACAGAGGCACAGGUCAACAGGUCUCGGUGAUUAUGGUUUUAUAGCAGUAGCCGAAAAUAGAAUAUAUCUUACAAGAGGUCAUGAUACCAUCUCAUGCUACGAUACUAAGGUGGCAUUCCUCUGGGAGUGGAAUAAUCAGAAUCUUAAAUUUAUCCGUGGUAUCACGCUGGACAAUAAUGCGAACUUACUUGCUAUAGGUAGAGAUUCGAACAGCAUUGUCGUUUUAUCUCCAGAUGGAAAGCAAUUAUGCGAGAUACUAGAACCUGAAAACAUUGCGUACCCAAAGGCAGUAAAUUUUGACCAAACGAACCAAAAACUAUUGAUUUGUGAUGAAAAGGGAGGGGCAAAAUUCUUUUCAAUUGCAUACAAACGAUAAAACGGAACAGGAAUAUAGAAAACUAACAUUAUCAGCAGUUAUAGUACGCUAAUGUAGUUUCCAUCAAAUAAUAUUUUUGACUGUCAGUAUGUGAUCCUUAUGUUAAACACAUACUACUAACAUAACGCCUGCCAAAGUUCGGUUAUUGUACUAUUAUUUGUAUGUUUGUCUUUUUAUUUUUAGCUAUGGCAUUGUCAGUUUAUUUUCAAUCUACGAGUUUGACUAUUCUUCUGGUAUCUUUCGCCCCUCUUUUCCAAACGCAGUCUUAUAAGUUAAAUUUUUCGUCGAUGAGACCAAAUAAACUUUGUUUUACAAAUAAUACACAGGCGUCACACUGUCCCAAAAUUACCAUUAACUGCCAUACAAAGAUUAAAAUUUGAAAUCGGCGCGAAAAUUGCCCUGUAGCCUCUUCAACAAGUCAUCCAAUUGAACAGCCGAAGUAUGUAUAGUCCCCACAAAAGGUCAAAUAAUGGACACACUAUUUAAACACGGAAAUAAACCUUUGCAAGGUCUUUCUGCCGAUUACAAAGUUGCUGUCAGAGCCUGAAAAACUUUGAAAUUCAACCGGCGAAUGAAAGGUACUCUUUGUUAGUUUUAGAAUGUUUUAUAUUUUGGAAUUAUGUUUUUCUCUCACCACUUUAAGAUAUCUAAUCUAAUAAAUUUCCGCAUCUGACUCUACUUAACUUUUCUAUCCCAAAUUCAUGUAUUUAGUUUUAUAUUUGUUAUUCUCAUCGGAUUUUGUUAAAUGUCUUAACGUUUGUAGUUGUAAAUAUUAUUUCUCUAAUUCUUCAUGAAUUUAUCCCUGUCUGCACCCAUUGUAUAAAAAAAUUAAUCAACGUGUGGUUCUUUUGAUCUCAGUUCAUCAUUGGUUAAAAUCCGAAUAUGACGUCGAAUUUUCUUGCUUUUCUCUGAAUUUCCUAUUGUGACGGCAUGAAAAAAGGCGACCAUGUUUGAUGACUUCACAUAGAAAGAACACAUCUUUUUGCAGAUUAUUCGUAAAGAAGGAACAAGUUUGCCUGCAUAUUGUCUAAAAAUCAUAAGAGAAACAGAUUCCACCACCAAAUAUCGUGUGAUACGAUAUUUAUCCACUCUCGACAGUUAAAUUCUAAAUAUUUAAAACGCUCGCGGAGGCUCGCGUUUUAAAUUGGAAAAUUUAACUGUCUCAAGGGAAUAAAUAUCGUAUCACACUCGAUCCAGUGGUAGAAUCUAUAUUUAUUAGAUUUUAGUUUGAAUCAACGAAAUAUACGAAAUAUUUGUUUAACAGUUUGAUUCAGGAGAAACACCGACAUAGCUAGUUAAUACAAUUAAUUAAUUAAUUAAUUACUGCCACCAUUUGAUGUUUAUUAGAAUUGUAAUUUUCAAUUAUUCAAAAUAAUCCCAAUUCUUUCUUAUUUUUGGGAAAUCUUUUUCGAAAUUCACAUGUGACAUCACUGCGUUGAUGGCUUUGCCUAACUCGGUUGUGUAUUUUCAUGUGCUUAUGUUAUUUUAUGUAAUGUAUCCGUUUUUAU
Molecule: messenger RNA, 3329 nt
Organism: Mytilus trossulus (common blue mussel)
Lineage: Eukaryota; Metazoa; Mollusca; Bivalvia; Mytilida; Mytilidae
Exons: 2
Coding region: 112-1821 (569 amino acids)
Biological process (GO): protein monoubiquitination
Molecular function (GO): ubiquitin protein ligase activity; zinc ion binding
Source: RefSeq, a predicted model, not a curated record